UUUCUCCUCACUCUUUUUCCUUCCAACAUACAAAUUAAACUACAAAGUUCCCUUCAUAAGUGCCUUUAAUUUUCUUCUCCAUUUUUCCUCUGUUUAAUUUGUAGCCUUCAUUCAAUAUGCAGACUACAACUGAAUCUCCGCCAAUUUCACCAACUCCUGAACUUGUCAACAAUUCAGAAUCCAACCAGCAGACUUCUACAGACUCUCCAAUAACUGCACCUGCUCGCGAUGUUGUCAAUAAUACAGGUACACUCGGAGAUUUAAUUUUAUGGAAGAGGAAGAGUAAUAGUGUUGUUGCACUAUUAGCAGCUACAACGAUAUGGCUGUCACUUGAUAUAUAUGGAUUGACCUUUAUAACGCUGGCGUCCUGGAUCGCCAUGUUCGCCAUUGCUUCCAUCUUUCUUUGGGGAAACAUAUAUAUGCUCUUGGGGAAAGAGCCCCUGGACAUGUCAAUGAUGUACAUAAACGACGAAUCAGUUGUGGAAGCAGGCACCAAAUUUCGUGAAUCGGUUGAGAAAAGCCUAAGGUUUCUGUUUAGCGUGAGUACUGAGAGAGAGUGGUUCGUCUUUGUGGGAACUGUAGCUUCGUUGGGUCUGCUUUCGGUUGUGGCCAGCCAUCUUGAUUUACCUACGCUUCUCUUCCUUGGGGUUAUGAUGGGGCUUACUGCACCAGUGGUAUAUGUGAAAUAUGAAGACGGGAUUAAGGACUUGGGGCAGCGAGUAAGGGUCCGAUCCCACACGUAUUAUAGCGCCGUGGCAGAGAAAUGUCACACAUAUUAUAGUGCCAUAGUGGAGAGGGUGAAGAACAUGAAGACCAAGCUGCAGAACAAGAAAAGGAAAAAAACUGAGUAGUCAAGUAAUUUUAGUUUGUUUUCACUUUUAUCAUUAGUAGUAAUAAAUUGAUUUGAAGAUUUCUACAAAUGCACCUAGAAAUUGGAUGGAGUCGUUUGUUUACUCUUGUACCUCGAUUUGCGCACAUGUAAAUUUGAUACUACACCAGUAUAAUCCUCAGCUCGAGUUGAAUGUACUAAAACACUUGUAAUAAUAGUAGCUGUAUAUAUUUAUUUGCAAGUAGUCUACAUUUGUAAUAAUAUUGGUUGUAUAUAUUAAUGAUACUCGAUUUGCACGGUCUGGUUCAUUUUUUCGAUAUUUAUGGCCGCUGGUCCACUCCUGCUCCUGUAUGUAUGUAUGCAGUGGUGAAUCUACCCUCAGCAAAAAAAUUAUGUUAUAUAUGCAUCUACCUCAGCAAAAAAAUUAUGUUAUAUAUGCAUUCGUGAAUAUCCUGGCAAGCCACUGUAUGUAUGUAUGUGUAUAUAUAUAGCUCAGGCAUGUGAUCGGUCAGAUAUGGGUAGCACCAACAGGUGCACUAAUGCAUUAACAGAGUGUUCAUACGUAAAUUAGUCCAAACGCGUCUAAAACAUGUACUCCCAUUAUUAAAUAACUUGCUACUGUUGACCAUUUUCUGUUUUCAGGCUUGUACUCCAGUGAGGGAAUGCUGAAACUUAUUGUCAAAUCAGCAGACACGCAGUGAUCUUUGGUAAUGGAUAGGGUGUAGGAAAGAACAAGAUAGUUGACCCAAGGACGAUUUUCCGUCAAACAGAAGUCGAUAGUUGAGGACAUUGAGUGACUCUGUUGAUCAGUUGUACAAAAAUGAUUCUAAUUCCUGUUCUUGUAUUUUCACACCUGUGCAUAUUGUUUUUUUAAUACAUAAAAGCAAAACUUUACUUCCGUUGUCAUACAGUUAAAAUUCGUUUGUGAACCGUGUCAUGUGACAGUAAUCUAGAAAUUAUACCCACAAUUGAUUUGAAGAGAAACUUCCUACUAGUUACUAGUUCUUGUCAUACGUGGACGAUUUUUUAUCGAGAUGUAGGUUUUGAAAAGUAUGCCGCGAGACUAAAUACUAUCAUGUGUAGCAGAUGUGGAAGUACCCGAAGAAGCUCACCUAGUUUAAUUUGAAAAUAUACUCGUGAUGUUUUGCUAGACGCAUGGUUUAAUUCAGGUGUGUAUGGAUAGUAAGAAGAUUCUCGUCAUAGCUAACGAACAUGGCAAGAAAUUGGAUGAGAUUCACUCGAUAUUGAAAGAGUUCGCUGAGGGGAAAUACUAUUGAAGCUAAAGAUGGAUCUUCUGGAGGAACUAAUGUGGCUCUUCAAGAACGGAAUGGGGUAAAGGUAUUAUAAUAUAUACUAUGAUUUAUCUUUCAUACAAUACAAUCUUGAUUAUUAUACUUUUGUUUGCA
This is a messenger RNA of Capsicum annuum, 2235 nucleotides long. RefSeq names its product reticulon-like protein B13. The record is from RefSeq and is a predicted model, not a curated record. NCBI's taxonomy places the organism in Eukaryota, Viridiplantae, Streptophyta, Magnoliopsida, Solanales, Solanaceae. The transcript is spliced from 5 exons. The coding region runs from base 117 to 851 and encodes 244 amino acids.